AUGGAGGCCCUCACUGCGCUCCUCGCGCACCCGGGUGCUCCCCCGCUCAUCCACGUUCACCACCCACACCACCCUGCAUCGGCAAUCCGUCACUCCCUUUCCCUCCCGCCACGAUGCGCAGUUGCCCGUCUCGACGCCAUCGAACACCACACCCCUCGUCUAGUCUAUGCUGGCGCGCUUGGACGUCUGUCAACAGCCCUCGAGAGCACGCUGGGCCGCCAGGCAGGUGAUGAUGGUCGCGAGGUCAUUACGUGGGACGCGUUUGCGCGCUCGUUGCGUGGACUGUGGACACAGCACGUCAAGGCCAGCAAGGCCGCCGCCGGCAAGGGCAAGGGAAGGAGUAAUGGCAAUGCUGAGGAUGGCGAGGACGACGAGGGACAAGUGGUCAUUGUGGUCACCAAGGCGGAGAGGCUGAAGAGCGUGCUUGGGUCAUCGUGGACGGCGUUUUCGCGUCUCGCAGAGCUGGUCGACAUUCCCGCGACAGUCGUGUUCUGCUCACAGAUGCCAUGGGAGGACUUGCGACCACAGCGCGGCGACGUGCCCGAGCCAGUUCACCUCUAUAUGGAGCCACUGCGACGUGAUGAGAUCAUUUCCCGUCUACUUCCCGGCAGCGAGCACCCAUUGUACUCGCGCUUUGUGGACCUUCUCCUCGCAACACUUGGCCACCUCGCACCAACAUCACCGCCCAGUGAGAUUGACUAUGUCGCCGAGGCCCUUUGGCCGCUGUAUACGGCUACACUCCCGGCCCACGCUGAGAUGACCCUCCUCGGCAAGCCCUAUCCGGACCCAGAGAACCCUCCGCCUCCCCUCGCCGUCUCCGUCAAGCUCCUCACCGACCUCAAGCACCAGAUGGCUUUCGCGCUGGCGGCGGCCACCGAGAGCGUCCUCCCCCGCACCACCGGUCGCGCAGAGGUUACUCGCGCACUCAUGCCCUACGGCCCCAACGGCAUGCCACGACCCGUUCAGACACGCAGUGUCCCCCGCCCCCCACCACUCGAGCUUCCUCGCGCCGCCUGCUUCCUCCUCGUCGCGGCCUAUUGCGCCUCCUACAACCCGGCCAAGAGUGAUAUCCGUCUCUUUGGCCGUGGAACAGGAGCGGACGGCAAACGCAGGCGCGGCGGCGGCAUGCGCCGUGGCGGCUACGGCCGCCUCCGUGUGGGUAAAGUCCCCCAACGUCUCCUGGGACCACGCCCAUUCCCCCUCGACCGCCUGCUCGGCAUGUUCUCCUCGUUGUACGCCGAACACGCUGCACGGCCCGAAGACCUCCUUGCGAGCUUGGACGACUCGGACGACGAGGAUGGCAGCCGCGAAAUUGACGCGUGGCGGAACCCGGCCGCCGCCGCCGCGCGCGCCCAGCGGAAACGCGAGCGCGAGCGUGCGCGCGACGAGGCAUGGGAGGACGAAGUAGACCACUUGACAUUCUCGACCAAGCUCUGGGCACUCAUUCCCGAGCUCGAAGCGCAGGGACUGCUCCGCCGCGCGUCGCCAGUGGACCGCCUCGACAAUGUCAUGUUCCGCUGCGAGGCCGACUACGAGACGGUCAAGACGCUCGCAAAGCAGCUGAGGGUUACGCUGGACGAGUACCUCUAUGAGGAUUACGCUGGAUGA
Apiotrichum porosum is the source of this 1608-nucleotide messenger RNA. RefSeq lists its product as uncharacterized. Gene Ontology annotation, biological process: DNA replication initiation; DNA replication. The record is from RefSeq and is a predicted model, not a curated record. The coding region runs from base 1 to 1608 and encodes 535 amino acids. Gene Ontology annotation, molecular function: DNA replication origin binding. The transcript is spliced from 2 exons. NCBI's taxonomy places the organism in Eukaryota, Fungi, Basidiomycota, Tremellomycetes, Trichosporonales, Trichosporonaceae. Gene Ontology annotation, cellular component: nuclear origin of replication recognition complex; nucleus.